AUGCGGCAACAUGCUUUGCACGCCUUGGAGAUCCUCCAGCCGCCCCUGCCUCGGUGUCCAGGACACGGGCAUCCUCGGCAGCUCUUCAAGGCCAUGGCGCGGGAGCUGUGGCAGGCGACGGGCGCUGCCCACUGGGCGCUGCAAGCUGCCCGCGGGGUCGAGGAGUUUCACUAUGCCUGGGAGAGCGUGCCCUACACGAUGGUGUCUGCAGCUGGGAGUUUGCGCCCGGCCACGCGCCCUCCCAUUUACAUUACGAGUGAAGGAAGUGAUGCGCCCGAGUCUGCCCGGUCUGAUGAUUUUGUGGUGCCCACGGUGGAGUCUGGGACGACGCUGGAUGCGGCUACUUCUUCCUUUGGACCCUUUAGGCUGGAGGGAGCUACACAGGCUGGUUCCACGAAGAGCUCGAGCAGUGUGCCUGAGAUACUUGGCGAAGCCGAGGAGGAGCAGCUGGCUGAGGGUCUCACUAUAGCAGCUCAGCAGCGCAUUGCGCUGCAGCGGGACUACCUUCGCGCCGGAAUCACAACGUGCCCGGCAGGCCACAAGCUUCAGGAGCGAGGGGAUAGGAAAGCAAGCUGCGACCUUUGCGCAGGAAACAUCGACAAGCUGAGCUUGUGCUGUGACCAGUGCCACUGGGAUGUAUGCCAAGACUGUGCUGCCCUCUGUGACAUCCCACAGAGCCAUUUUCCAGCACACUGA
Messenger RNA from Effrenium voratum, 696 nucleotides. Lineage: Eukaryota; Dinophyceae; Suessiales; Symbiodiniaceae. The record is from the annotation of a GenBank genome assembly.